GUUUGUUGGUAGACGCUGGCAAGGCGAGAUCGACUAACGCAAGCCAACAAAAAAUCACUGUGUGUGGACGUGUUUUAUUUAUGUUCAUUUUUUAAAGAAAUUUGUGAGAUUAAGUCUCUUGCUGUAAAACAUAAGAUUUGGGGGUAUUCUGUUAGGGAGAUAACGAUUAAGUUGGUAUCGCUGAAGAUAAUGAAGUGUUUCUGUUAUUAAGAACUAGUGCGAUUGGUGUGAUAGUUGAAGAAGAAAAACGAGUGCAUUUGAGAGUCAAAUGUGGUCCAAUAUUAUAAAUCCAGUUGGAUUUUACGUGCCGGAAUUAAUAUUUGAGGAAAGGAGACUAAGAAAAUUGUCUCAUUCUGAGAUUUCUUAGUGAUACCAUUUUAAUUUUUAGUUUCCUUAUGAAAAAACCUAAUAGGUAGCAUGCUUUUGUCUUACCUCGUUGCGUUUCAUCGUGUUUAAUGUCGGAACCACACCUCGAUUUAUUUGAUUUAACUUGAUAAUUUUCCAUUCUAUGUAUUUACUUUUAAGCGUGUAACAUCUGAUGACUUGUAAGUCGCGUACAAUUCGGAUGCAAACGUUCCGUCACUCAUCUGACGCACGUAAACACAAGAAGCGUGUUUAGUUAGUGUUUUGUUAUCGUGUAAGUGCACCAGCUUCACGCUGGAGGGCCCCACAGUCGAAUAUCGUCGCCCAUUGGAGUUCCAGCAUUCACCGCUUGGAAACUCCAUGGCGACAAAUGACUACAACAGUCCGCAGCAACAACUUCAUGACAACGGGCAACAGACACAUGAACACGAGGACAUCAAAGUGUGCUACAGCGCCCCCAAUACUCCCCCUGCACAGUUAACAGAUGGACAAAUCUCCGAAGGAAAGGUGCGAGGCAGGAAGAGGGGUUUGGGAGCCAAGGGGCGAGAUGGGGCCCUCUCCUGGCCGGGCAUUGACCAUGGCAACCCAGAGAUCUUUGGUUCAAAAGCAGACCUGCAGUUACACACACAACUGCACAUGCGUGAGGCGAAGCCAUACAAAUGCUCACAGUGCAGCAAAGCAUUUGCUAACAGUUCGUAUCUGUCUCAGCACACACGUAUACACUUGGGGAUCAAGCCAUACAGAUGUGAGAUUUGCCAACGGAAGUUUACACAACUUUCACACCUGCAGCAGCACAUUCGCACACACACAGGAGACAAGCCAUACAAGUGUCGGCAUCCAGGCUGUAACAAGGCAUUCUCGCAACUCAGUAACCUCCAGAGCCAUUCCAGGUGUCACCAGACUGACAAACCAUUCAAAUGCAACUCCUGCUACAAGUGUUUUUCGGAUGAGCCGUCCCUCCUGGAGCACAUCCCUAAGCAUAAAGAGUCCAAGCACUUGAAGACUCACAUCUGCCAAUACUGUGGUAAGUCCUACACCCAAGAAACUUAUCUGACCAAACACAUGCAGAAACACGCGGAGAGGACCGACAAGAGACCACCGAUUACGGGCAUUGGCCUCAGUAACCGCAAUGUGGCAUCUCUAGGUCCAGGAAACUCAUCAGGGAAUCCCCCUGGUAACCCAGCAACAGAUCCUCACCCCUAUUGGCCUAAAGUUUCACCAGACACUGCAAAUUCAUUGGUGGAGGCCAUGAACCAACAGCAUGAAGCAUGUCUACAAUCGGCAAAUGGUGCCAAUCUGGGAGAGCACCAUCUAGCACAAUCACAGCACCAUCGGAGUCUGCUGGAGCAUCACAACAGGCAGAUGAAUGGUGGCACAAACAGUAGUGGUAGUGGUGGAGGUGACAGUGGCGAAGAUCUUGUCGUCAUCAGGAGCCAACAAGGCACCACACUGCACCAGCAACACUCUUCAGCACCACCAGCUCCACCACCAACACCCACUUCACAAGUGAUCGUGUCUUCAUCGCCAUCGUCUGUCUACGCGGAUUCUUCAAGUAUAGUUGCUGCAACAGCAAACUUGAUCAACUCCUCUACGAUAAAGACAUCUACAACGCCAUCUUCGACAUCAGCAUUCACUCCUAUCCAGUCCAUGGGUGGACUGGCACCAGCACACCACCAUCUCAACCAUCUGAACCACCACCAGCUGGGCAUGGCAUCAUCUGCGUCCCGACCGGCAUACAUCCCAUACGACGCUAUUUCAUUCCCGACGUCUAAAGUCGUGACGUCAUCCUCGGGCCAACUGUCAGGGCUGGGCGGAGGCUCGAUGGACAUGCCCAAGUCAAGUUCUUCAAAUAGUUUCCCAAAUCAGUUGAUCUCCCUCCAUCAGAUCAGGAACUAUGCCCACCAGCCCACAUCAUCGUCGCUCAUGGCAAGCGAACACCUCUUAGGGCUGAAAGAAAAGGGGCAAUAAUGCCACGCCCCCGGUCCUGCUACUUCAGCGAAUAGUGACUAUUACAAUUAUUGUUACAAUGAUAAUUAUCCAAACUAUUGUUGGUCUCAAUAAUGCACUUUGCUGAUAGUGAUGACCCAUUUGUUAACAUGUAUCCAAAAAGGAAAAAAAUAGAGAAGAAUUCUCUAAAUCUGCUCACUGAAGUAAGAAUAUGCUCAAAAGAGAACAACCAGUGAAAGACAGAAAUUGACUGAUUAUAAGUGAAAUUAGAAUUGGAUCAAUAUUUAUCUGUUACGAGAUGAAAAUGUCGUGUUACGUAAUUUCCGUCGUGUCAUAAGAACAAGCGUUAUUUUAUUGUUAGACCUGAUGCUUAUUUCCAUGUCUUGGAGAUGACAAAAUCAAUACAUCGUGUUGGACCCAUAAGAAGGUUACUGUGUAAUCUCAAGUUGGAUACAUGGAACAUUAAGGUUUUUAAUUACAGGCAGAGUAAAUCGUACUUUCUGAUAAAUGCGCCGUUGUAUUCGUAAAGAUAAAAUGUGGAGUCAGAAAGAUUCGAUCAGUAUAACUGUCAGUCAGACAAAAACAGAUUGGAAAGAAUGCUUUGGUUACAAAGAACACCUCAAGUUUCCUACAUCUUGUAAGAGGAUCUACAGUUUCCAACAUCGCGAAACCUGAUUCACGUUCCUAUAGUAACACUAUCAUGACAGACAGCCAGUCAGAAUAAUAUUCCUGGAUUUUAGAUUGUUUUCAUAUUGGUGCUUGAGGACAUUUAGAUUCUUUCCAAAUGCCUCUGUUUAUGUUUGAUGAAUACUUAAUUUAGACAUCCUCUGGUUUCAUGGUUACACGUCUUGACAUGGUUUUUGACUUCUGCUCAAAUGCACCGUUUAGCAAACAAGUAGCUUGUUUGAUGUAUUUAUGAUCUCGCACACAAUGGUAAGUUACCAUGAACAAGACUUUCUGUCAAACUUGUCUCAUUCUGUGGUAAAGAUAAAAUUGUAUAGUACAUUGUCUUUCAAACGUAUGGGUUUGUGGAUUUUUGUAAAAAAAAUAUGUGGCUGCUGCAUUGCUUUUGUUUAUUGUUGUUUAUAUAUACCACUUUCAUUUUUAUCUUUACGUAACAAUUUAAUUACAAGCCACCAGCGAAGUAAAACAGCGUAAAUAUUUUUUUCAUCCGAAGAUGGUUAUAAUUCCUUUGACUUGAGUUAAUGUUUCAUUGAAUUAUGAGCAUUUAUUGUGUGCACAUUAGUGAUCGGCUACAUAUUUCUUCAGAGUUACAACAGAAGACGAAAUUACACAUGAAGCAGAAGAAAAUCAAGACUAAAGAAAAAAAGCAGCGUGUCUACAGAAAUAAUUUAUAUUCUUAAUGUAUGUUUCUUUCAAAUCAUUUGUUCCUCCCCUUGACCAAUUAUCAAAGCAGUUUGAAGAUAAAUAGUGUAAAGAAAUUACUGUCCAGAAAUGCCUUUCAUAAUGGUUUGUGUAGUUUGAAGAUGUCAUCUUUGAAAUCUGCAUCACUACCAUUUUUUGUUUUUCUGUACAAAAUUGUAUGUAAACAUUAUUGGAGGUUAUGUUCCAAAUAAUAUAAUUGUGUUGAUGCUUCUUGGAAGUUGGCAUAGUUCUGUGCUUCUGUUGCUAAUUAAUAUAGUGAUACUAAAGAUAUUACACGAAUAUGUUUGUAGAAUGACAUGAAUGAUCUCUGGGAGAGAGUAAAAUGUGUUGGUUAAAUGAUUCCCUGCAGUGUUUCACGUGUGUUACUAUCCACCAACAUACACUUCUUAUUGUCAGUUAUUUGUAUCACAUAAAUUUUCUAGUUAUCUUGUUAUAUCUUCGUGUUGAUAAUAUUUAACAAAUUAUUUUUUAAAAAAAUACCGUGAAAAUGCCAUCAACUGGUAUAUUAAAUUAUAAAUUUUCUUCCCUUUUAUUGCCUAUAACUUAAUAUCUAUGUUAAAGAAAUUAUGGGCAUGAAAUUUGUAUAGACACAUUAAUCCGUAAAAAUUCACAAUUCAUAUCAAUUAACAUUAAUCUUGUAAUUAAGAGGUUCUGACUGGGUCAUGCACCUGACUUCACUCAACAAAGUAGGGUACCUACUCAUAAGUUGGCAGUACUGUGAACAAAACUAAUUGAAAUAGGCAGUAAACAGGGAGAGGUGCUAAUUCUUAUUAAUACGCAAGCAUAUGCAAGAUGGAACGUUUUGAGCCCUUUUACAUUCUAAUUCUUGAGGUUCCAUUUAGUUUCGUGAAUAUUUGGUUUAUAAUCAAAAUGAAUUUGAUGUAUGGCUCUUACGGCUGUGAAACUAAAUAUGAGUGCCAUCUAUGAUCCGUCGUAUGUACCAUGUGUACAAUGCGAAGGGCGAACGACAUGUAAAAGUCACGUAUGUUUCAUGCAGGUCAGUGAAUGAAGUUAUAGUACAAUUUUUUUAAGACAACAUCAGCGAAUUACACAGACUAUGUAACUGUAAGUAUUUAAGAAUUUUAACAAAAUUCAAAUACAUGCACAUUAAUAGGAAACAAAUCUAACACAGAUUGUUUAGGAUUAGUAAAACAAAAUAAAAUACGAAAGUUUUGUAUGGACAUUAAUAACAAUAUAGAACUAUAAAAUUGGCAAUAUAUGAAAUAUAACGUAUGUGUUUCAUUCAAAUUGGCAGUAACAAUACGAAAUAGAACUAAAUACCAUAACAUAUAUGUGACCAGCAAUCAUUGUUAAGGUUAUAAAUUAAUAUUUUAAAAUUUUUAGAAAAUUAGAAGCUUGUUGGUUAAUUUUUGCAAUUUGUAGAUUUGAAUAUAACAAAUAUUGAGGUUAAUGUGAUGGAUGGUGGCACACCAACAAGAGUACAAAGGGUCAUCACAAAUUAAGUGUACAGUUAUUGUCAUUUUCAUUGAGUGGUUAGCAUUUGUACUUUGUAUUCAGGGGGUUCCAUGUUCAAAUCUUAGCCCAGUGACUGGGUUAUCCUCAGUCCUUGUAGGAAAAUGCUGAAAUGGUACCAUAAAUAAGCCAUGAUCACUUCCUUCCAUAUUCUUUCCACUUUGUUGUUUAUUAAUAAUUGUAUCAUACAGCACAGAAGUCUAAGGUGCUGACAAUGUAAUUAAAUAAACCACAAAUAACAAUACCACCAAUUUAAUUUUUCUUGGAAUUUAUAUUCUCAUUGAUGAAAAUAGUAAGACAAAUUUAUUUUAUUUUAUAGAUGCUCAGUUUGAGCUCUGUUGGGUAUUCUGACGCCAUCCAAGAAACAUUCAAACUCUCUGCGAAUUGUUUGCAGUUAUUCUUGUCCAGUUGAACAGUUGCUCUGUGUAAUUGAAGUUUGAGGUCUUUCGAGUGCAGGUGGUGAGACUUAGACUUAGUCUUUAAUGUAACUCAACAGAAAUUAAGCCAUUAUGAGUUACACCCACUCUGUGGCCAAUCUCUCAUCCAGGAUUUCUUUAUAUCCUGCUACAAGUGCUUAUGUAAUGUCUUAUUAAUCUAAACCACACCCUGUUUUAAGAAACCAAAAUAUUCGUAGUUACUUUUUCAGUAAUAUGGCAUUUAUAAUAUGAUUAGUUUCUUCUAAGUAGGAUUUGAGGUUAAUUUUGAAGAUGGUGGCCUUCUGUGUUGUAUCGCCAUGUAGUCUCGAGAAAGUUUUCCACCGUUUCAGAGGUCCUUGCGGCCUCUAUCGUCUGGGUGAUAAGACCCUGAUCACCCUAAUGAUGGAGACAGCAAGGGCCUCCAAAACUUUGGUAAACUUUUACCAAAGUAAAAGGCAAUAUAAUCCAGGAGACGGCCAUCUUUUCUAAAUAUAUUUGAAAACUGCAACAGUUUCAAUUAGUUUGUGGACUUUUGUAUGAUUUUGUUAAGUGGAUUUAUGCUUAAUUUGUAAUGAUUCUGUAUAUUAAAAUUUGUCCAUUAUGAAGCGUGUGUUUGUGGAUAAAAAGUGAACGGUGUAACGGAAUGCUUCUGCCCAACACUAAUGAUUUUCUAUCCAGUGAUUCGGUUUAUUGGUCGCGCUAAAAUGUUCAAAAUGCAUUAUGGACAUUGUACAAGAAGGAAAGAGUAAACUUCAAACCUUUGAACGCCUGAUAUUAAAAUUACAGAUUGGCAUUAAUUUUGCUGUUUUGUUACUGGAAGAAUAGUCGACAAUUUUCAAUUCAUGAAUUAUUGACACCCACAUGCAGAUAAUAAAAUGUUUUCAGUUCGACUAAGGAAAUAUUAAAUAAGCAAUCAGAAACCAUUAAUUAACUAGGAUUUGGGUUCUGAUAGUGAAUAUGAAGAUUGUAAGGGGGGCUGAGGCCAGUGUUCCAGAAAGCAUCACGAAUUAUAUGUUUCUGUGCAAGAGUUACUUAUCUAAAUGGUUCUGUUUGCAAUUAUUUAUUUCAUUAAAUGGUUACAAAGCAUGAUAUGAUAAAAAUAUUUGUUCCUUUCUGCUGUUAUAUUUUAUUAAAUUCAUAUUUCGUUUGAACAAUUACUUUCAGGCAUGACAGAAAUGGUAUAGUAACCAUUCAUACAUAUCUAUUUAGAAUCUAUUAAUGGAAUUAAUUUCUUCCAAAUUGAUAGGAAUUGCAAUUGGCAUGCCUGGUCAGAUCAGGGGAGAAGUCUCGUAUCGACAUCCGUAACCCGUUGAAUCUUGUCCGAGAACGGAUGAGACCAACCAAAAUUAGACUCUUUGUGGUAUAAUAUCGUAAUCAGUGAACCAACAUUAGAAUUCUGUAGUCGCAUAAGCUCACUUAAAAUGAAUCUCGGUGUUUUAAAAGGAUCACGUGUCGUGUCAUAAAUGUAUGAUUAGUUGCUUGGGUCUGUACGUAAAAUGUUUUUGUUUGCCCUCGAUAGUGUUUGAGAUCUGCCCACUAUAUACGGUUUCUGUGUUCGUAUCUGGCUACUGUUUUAUUUACGAUGAUCAGUUUAAUAUUUGCAGUACUUACCAAAUGUCUAGCAAUAAAAAUGUGUUUUUAACAAGGACAACAAGAUUUUGGAAUAACGCUUCAAUGGCAUUAAAUGUCACAUUGUAAUUCAAGGAAGAUUACCACUAUUUAAUAAAAAUUCUUCAUGUGUGUAUUGUAUCUUUCCAAGUUUAAAAGAAAGGCAAUGCAUAAGUGAUUCUACUUAAAAUUGUAACAGUUUAAUUGAUUUAAUUUUAAUCUUCAAGUAUCUUCUCAUGUAAUAAAGCAGUUAAGUUCUGAUGAAACAAUACAGUAUUUAUUUUCUUCGUGCUGUCACAUAUUUGACUUAAAUUACAUUUUAAUUUAACUUUGGUUUAUGGCAAAGAAGUUACCAGUAUCUUAAACUAUUGUACAUAUUUUGAGAAAUAUUUUAAAGUUUUUAAAUUAUUGUUUUGAAAAUGUGAGAUUUAUAUUUCUUCCAAAAUCUGCUAUAUUUGUUUUUAGACACAUAAUUAGUAGUCUUAUACCUAAUAUUGAAACUAAACCCAUCGUGGAUAAUAAAAUGUACGAUUUUGAAUUUGUUUAGGAAUCAGUAGCCAGAAAUUCUCCUCAAGCAUGAGAUACCCCUGCCAUUUCUUCUAACACACUGCCAGGUUAACGAUUAACGAAACGAUGAUUUAGAUAUCUGGGUUUAUUUGGUCUCAAACUACAGAAUAUUGUAUGAUGUACUAUGAUAAAUAAAAACAAAUGAUAAGCAAUUGAUAUAAGAAUCUCAGUUGGGUAAACCCAUUCAUAACCGUCGAUAGAAAUUAGUAAUGAGCUUAAAUUCAUUCGUGUACAAUUUAUGUAUUCCAGUUUUGUAUGAGUUUUACAAAAUAUGUGAAUUCAAUAUACCGUCCACAUUUUCUGGCAUUCUGCUUGGAAAGCUCAAUUGAAUUUUUAAGUAUCUGAAUUUGGAUGUUAGAUAUCUUAUCACCCUGUUAUGACGUGAAAAUUGAAACAUUUGGGUUUUGGUAUGUUUGAAUAAAAGUUAAUUAUUUAAUUAUUGAAUUAUUGUUUGUUUUUCUUGAAUUGGUAGCUGAAUAAGAAUAGAUCAGUCCAAUGUUAAACUCAUUGUAGUUGCUUCUCAUUUGUUUUAUAGUCUUCCAAUAAAAUUUAUUGUCGUGUUGCAGGAUUAAUUGUUUAUGUUGAAGGUCUACGUACUCGUUUCCUUUACAUCCACGUGAAAUAUGAAAUGGCAAAUCAUGCUUAGGCUUUGUCUGAUAAUGAGAAUUUACUGUAAAUCUUUGUGAGUCGACAUUUUUUUCCAAGUAUAGAUUAACAUGAAAUGGUGUUACUUAAAUAUAAUAUUUCAAAAUGAACUGUUCCAAAAUCUACAUUAUGCACUACAAUAUGGCACAGCAGUCACAGUUUUGCUCACAUUUUUGAAUAUUAUAAGUGUUUAAAUGUAUCUUUGAUCUGUGUAAUUUUGUUUCCAGGAUUCUGUUUCUUGUAGAUCAGAGCUCCGUAUAAUUGUAAACAAUUUUGAAUUACAUCUCUUAAAUUCCCCGUCAGUUUAAUGGCUCCAUUGUUGUUCUGGGUGUGGCAAAUUAGAAUUAGCCUGGCUCUAUCUGUUUUUGAUCUUCUAAAUUGUUCUGUAGUUAGAAGAAACAAAAAUUGCAAUCUUUGUAAUAUUGUUAAGUAGUCUCUCUGGGAAUACCAAAAUUUGUUAAGAUAUUAUUUUAUUUUUUCACAUUUCUGCCAUCUUCCACAUUGUUUCAAAAUUUUAAUGUAAUUGUCUUCUAAUAUUUAAUGAAAGCAAUUGACAAGUAGAAUAUACAUUUUCGUAAUCAUAGUUUCAUUCCCCCAUUUUGUCACUGUUUAUAGAUUAUGUAGAAUGGCAUGGUAUUUUUUAUGAAAAUAGAAAUUGAAUGUUUUGGGGAGCAAAAAUACGUAUAAAAUGGUGCUGGAUGUUCUUAGACUGAAAAAAACAGUAAAUAUACCUUAGAAGAUUAGCCCAGGUUGUAACAAUAAAAAAUUGACGAAAUAAAAAAUAACAAAAUAAAAAUAGUUGAAAAGAGUAUUUUGGUACUUAUGAACUGUGAUAUUAAGCAUGUUAGAAAACGGAGUUUUUUACUGAAAUGAAUAGGAUCAUAAACUUUAAAGUUGUAAUGUUUUAAGUCUUACGAAUAUAUCUGACAUUAACGAAUGAAUGAGUGGAGCCUUUUGAGUUGUGACUUAACAUAUUAAUCAUCCUGCCCUGAUAUCCAAACAGAAGCAAUAAACUUGAGCUUGGCUUGACUAAAAAAAAUCAACACAAGGGCUGCCAACUGCUACACACAGUUGGCCACGACAGAUGAAUAUGUGUCUUUGUAAUAUCGUUGUAAAGAUGGAGAAUUGUUUUUAUAUUGUUCUAAAUCGUAAACGAAUUUUUCAUGGUGGUCUUGGGAGGUUGAAAACUUUAUGUCUACGUAUGAUAAUCAGUUGGAAUUAAGUGUGGCAUAGGAGUUAAGUUUUACGUAACGAAGUACGCUGCAGUUUGUCCCAAAUAUUUGAAAUCUUUCUGCUGUUUAUAUGUCGCACCAAGAUGUUUGAUGUUUACGUUUGGAGGGUAUUUCCAUGCCAUAAGAUCAUUCUAAAGGUAUAUGAGGUAAUUAUAAACACCUGAAAUCUGAAUCAGAUAUUGUCUUCAUUGAAAGUCCACAUAGCAAAUUAUUUCUGUAGGUAUGUGAUUUCAAACAUUAGGGAUAAACUGUCCAUUGCAACACUAGAAAUGAAGGGUAGCAUAUGCUUUUUAUUUGAAAAUCAUAAGUAUAUUGAUUUUCAAAACUUUUUAAAAAAAAUGACGGUGAAAAUAUGAAAAAGGAACUGUGAUAUUUUUGUAAAUGUAAAAAAUACUUUCAGUGUUUGUGUGUGCGUGUAUUUUAACAAAUAUAUAUAACAAAUUUAGCAUGCUCUCUUACCUAUUUAUGUUUCAUAAAAAAAGAAGAAAUGUGGAUUACAAAGUUAGAAUUUCAACUGCAAUUCCGCAAUUUCUGUUGCAACAUUUCAGUAGAACGUUUCUGGCAUUUUGUCACACUACAGUAUUUAACUUCAGUGGUAAGACGUAUGCAGUAAUUCGUCUCUUAACGCAAUCGAUUAUUUCCUUAAUCUGUUAGGGACUAAUGUUUCAGGUAUCAGUUCGUGAAUUCCCAAUACCUUUUGCGAUCUUCGUGUUCAAAGUACAUUUCCUCAACAAAAAAAAUUCAUCAUCGGAACCUGGUAACGUGAGGCUGCCAUUAUACGACAGCGUUAGCAAAAGAACAAGUUUUAACCCAGGAAUGUGUUUCUCAGAAUGUUAGAAGUACCGCGUUAGUGGAAGACGCAUUGAGUAAAAUUGAAAAUAGAACGACUUUGAGGACCCGAAAACUGAGUUUUCCGCGUAGUAACGAAAUAUUUGCAGGUUAUUUGUAAGAAAUCUUGAUUAAAUUAAAAUUUAGCCGUGUAAUAACGAAAGGCGUUAACGGAGGGAUAAUUGUAUUAUGUGAUAAUGGUUUAAAUCUUUCUGAUAAUGUAUGAGACAAGUUGAAGUAUAAUGUUUUAAGAUUUUGAAGCGUAAUUUUGUGGUCCAAUGUACAAACGGAAUAUUGAAUGUGUUUACCACUUGUCUAUGUUCUGUAAACAUGGUUUUGUGCAAGAUUAAUUUACUUUUUAAAUAUCCCGGUAACCGAAACAGCCACUAUGUUGUUUGGUGUGACCACCCUCUCAAGACGUUAUCAUUUUUUAAAUUUGUACAAACGAAACAUUUUAUCAUUCACCCCCUUGCCCGCAAAUUUGUUUUAUAAAUACAAAAAUCUUGACAGAUUUAAAACUCUGUAGCUGUUUUUCGAGGGCAUAGGGUAUGAAUGUGUGAGAAGCUUGUUUAUAAUUAGUUAUUAAUAUUAUAUAUUAUAUAUAGGCACUGCCACGAGAGCCGAAUGUGUUUUCUCUAACGGAAUAAUAACAAUUAUAAUUAUAAUGUAAAGACACAAAAAUCAUCCUCUUUCAUCACACCUGCAGUUUCAUUAUAGAUGGCGUCUGUGUCGAUUAAUGUCAUCUUUUUGUUUGUUUUGUGUCUUCCUGUUUGUGAUUCUCUCGUUACAUAAAGGGGUUCUAAAUGCGAAUCACAGGCAAGGAAGGGCUAUAAGACGUCUAUAGAUUUGAGGUAAUAGAAAAAUAAAAAAUAAAUAUUGAUGGUAAACUAUUCCUUGUAUUCAGUUAUGCAUAAAACAAGUUCAGUUUGUUUUUUUGUUUUUUGUUUGUUGUACAAGUUCACUAAGUAUCUUGCUUAUUAUUGAUAAUAAAGAACAGAUUCAUCGAA
Molecule: messenger RNA, 11472 nt
Organism: Zootermopsis nevadensis
Lineage: Eukaryota; Metazoa; Arthropoda; Insecta; Blattodea; Termopsidae
Source: RefSeq, a predicted model, not a curated record